Messenger RNA from Pocillopora meandrina, 5566 nucleotides. The record is from the annotation of a GenBank genome assembly. Lineage: Eukaryota; Metazoa; Cnidaria; Anthozoa; Scleractinia; Pocilloporidae.
AUGCUCAAAAUGGCGGACUACGGGGUAAAAACCAUGCAAAGAUUUGCCCCUUUAAAACCAAGUGCUACUCCCGUAAUAAUAAUCUAUACGGUUUCUAAACGUAGUGACAUAGUUCUGCUGUCAAAUGGCAGUCAUUUUCUUUAUAUUGUAGUGGACGAUAGCGUAGCAGUAAGUAUAUAUUUUAAACAAAUCUACAUUUAGACAGUGGAUUACUCGAAACGUCAUUUCUCAGGCCUAUGAAUGAGACUUUCCAUUAAAUAGAACCUCGAGUCAAACGGGGAACAUAACAAUGUGAAAUUUUUUCUUUCUUUUGUAGCACACUUUUCGUUUUCCCAGUCUGGUGACCACUGUUCGUAUUCAGGAACGUAACGCUGCUGGAAAAACACAGAUAUUAGUUGGGACAGUGGAUGGCCAUAUUUUUGCGGUCUUCUUACCAGAAGAUCUGACCAAAAGCAGCAGGUGAGAUAUUCAUCUGGUACUGUUUCAGCCAGUGACAGUCAAACUACAUUUUGGGGUAAUUGUGAGGAACAACUCCCUGAAAAAACUCGUAGGCUGACAGUCAACAGGAACUGUCAGCCAACUGCUCUGCUUAAACUCGUGUACAGAGUCAGUAUCUGUCUGUGAUAUUUAUCAUCUAAACUUCAGUGCACUUAGACACUACACUGAAUUAGGUUAACGCCUUAGGAAAAGCUGUGGUCCCUUAGUGGAAGUUAGGAACCGUACAUGACUUAAGUGUUUAGGUUUUUGUGUGUGAUACAACUGCCCGUCAACUCCUGUAUUUUCAGCCUCUCCAACUUAUAUCUGGCUCACAUCUGAGGUGACUGUGAUUAGGCCUGAAAACCAGAAAACUUGAUCCAGAAUCCUACACACUGACUGUAUUGAUACAAUGUCUCCAAAUUACUUGUAUGUUGUGAUUCAAUUUUAUGUGUGGUUCAAGUUUUAUAUUUAGAAUUCAUUUUCACUCAGUAGCUUUUUCUGCAAACUUUAAAUUUAAGGUUAAAGACAUUUGCUGAUCCUACUCCAGAUGUUACUAGUGAGAUGGCAAAACAAAAGAAAUGUGGUGAUUGUGAUAUCUUUGGAGAACUACUUGCUGGUGCAAAUAUUGAUGUUACAGAAACAGUGAAUAAACAAUCAGUCAGAGCUAAUAAAUGUAUAACAUUUGUUGAUGUGGAAAGUGCAGUCCUAUAUGAACCAAAGUUAAGAACAUUUAUUACCAUUGAAGAAAAUAUUGUGUGUUGCAGAGCACUGGAGCAAGGCUAUUUGUUGUCUGUGUUUUGUCCUACUUCACAGCAAAAUGAUCUUGGUAAGAUGGCGUAUGCACCACUUCCAGUAUUCAAAGGGAUAAUAACAGUGGAAUCAGAGUCACAAAAUACAUGCAGUUGUUUGUGGAAUUAUGUUCCUCAGCUGUGUUGUGUUCAAGCCAAUGGCAAUGUUUCAUGUCUGUCAUCAUGUCUUACCAUAAAACGGUCUUUAUUUAGCAAACUUUUUCUCUGUGAUGCAUCUCUUUUGGAUACCCCAGUCAUUAUCUUUGGUUGUGAAGAUGGGCAAGUGUUAUUUUGGCCUGUGAACAGUUUUGCUCUUACAAAUGCAAACUCUGAGGCUAAUGUCAGUGAACAUCAAUUUUCACCUCAGCUGAUAUACCAUAUGGAACAAAGAGUGGUAGCGAUAUAUGCAGCAAGGCUUCAUUAUCCAGAGGAUUCAUCAAUAUGUCCAUCAACUGCAAAUGAAACAGAAGUGAGGAAUUGCAAACACAAGCAAGAAUCUGGUGACUGCUGCAAUGCCUUAGUUUUUGUUGGAGGUUGUGACAAGAUUAUAAUUGUAUCUGAUGAAGAACAUCUGUCAGAGAAGUCAGAAGAAGUAAAGAAAAUUAAUUUUACAUGGCACACAAUUGUUGGCCCUGUUCUAUGUUCCUGCUUGAGCAGCAGCCAUGACACACUGGUACAUUCAACAGGUAACGAAAUCUUUGUCACUAAGUUGAGCCUCAACUGUGAGAUGAAUGCAGCAAGGUCAGCAGCAAUGUUAUCCUCAAGCAAGCUGACUGUACAGGUACCAAAUGUGUCUGUGCUUUGUUGUGUAAAUAAGAAAAGGAAGGGAAAUGGCACAAAGAGGCAGGUGUAUGCUCUUACUGUCACAGGAAAACUUGUUUUGCUUCUGUUGCCAGAAUUGCAAGAUGGAGAACAACUUAUUGGGUCUAAUGUCUCACCACAAAUGGCUGGUGAAAAAGUGAAGAGUUACUUAAAAGAGAUUGAAACUCAGACUGCAGAGCUGGUAAGAAUUAAUGAAAGCAGAGAAAGUGCAAACAGUACUUUGAAAGAGCUUAAUAAAAUUAUCCACAUUGUUAGUCAGGUUACCAAGAAGGCAGGAGACACUAUGUUCCCUUUAUUGUGUUGUUUUACACCUGGUGUUGUGUGCCAGAGCUCUUGUGGGCAUACUUCAUUGUCACUGCACUGCAAAGUUAUUAACCAGGGCAAUCUAGUGUUGUCACCUUCCUGGUCACUAAUGGUUCGCAUACAAGGAAAGGAACCUUGGCAGAGUUGUACCUCUCCAGCAGCUUGUUUUAUGGGCCAAUCAAUGCCAAUGAGAACCACUCAUCCAGGGGAAGUCACAGAGAUGAACAUUCCUCUUAACAAGUCUUUCCCUUCAUCAGGUCACAUUAUUGUAGAAGGGUACCUGUAUUGUGAUUUGAAUUCCUUGCUUGCUGAUCUCAGAAAUGGAACAGAUCCAAUGCAUUUCUUUCAGAUACCAACUAAGAACAUUGUGAUACCAGUUGGAAAGAAAGUUUUUGACAUCCUUCAUUUGAUGCAAAUGACUCAAUCAGGGCCACAAGCUCAAACAAACUGCACCAUUUCAGAUUCAAAUGAAAUGGUUUUUCAAACUAUAGAGAGACUUAAUUCAACAAUCAGCAAUGUAGUAAGUAGGAGUAUAUUUGGUCAGGAUACAGAAGAGAUUGCAGAGGAACCCACAGAAAUUAGAAACUACUCAGCAGCUUUCAUUGUUUCUCAAGAUGCCAUAAAUUUCAUGACCACAACUAUUAAAAAUGACCUUGCUCUGAAGGAAACUCUUCAAACAGAAUCUCUUUUGCCGCAAGCUACAUUCUUUCACUUCAUCUUCAUGGACUCAAGCAUUGCUCACCAACAAAUUGAUGUGGAAUGUUCUCACAUAAAUCUGCUGAGUGUGAAUGGUGGUCAUGCAUCCAUAAACAUUAAACCUGUAAGUGGAAUGGAAAAAUCCACCAAUGGUUCUCCUUUUGAAGUUGAAUUACACUGUACACAUGUGCGCUUGCUGUGUCAUCUUCAUGGAGCCAUAUUAACAAGAUUGAAGGUAAACUAAUACAGAGGGCAAUGAACAAAGUUCAGCAAACUUUCCUUAAUGAGUGUUCUAAUUAGACAUAAAUUUGAUGGGUUUCUUUAAUAAUAGUAAUAGAAUGAUAGUUACAGCUCCAAUGAUACGAAAUAUAAUGACGAUAAUAAUUAUAACAGAAACAGCAACAACAAAAUGUUGUUGGUAAUGAAAAUAGUAAUGUGAUACAUUUUUUUUAUUAGCCUGUUAUCACACAUAGGACCAGUAGGAGUCAAAUGCAAGCAUAUGAUGUACAGAAACAGUUGAAAAAACUACAGGUAACAUUUUGCCUUCUAUUACUUUUGUAAUUAACCAAUAUACUAUUGACCGAGUUAAAGAGUCUAUGUUUUUAGGUGUUAUUCUUGACAAAAAUUUGUCAUGGAAACUGCACAUUGCUCAUAUUGCUAGGAAAGUUUCAAAAUCCACUGGUAUAAUCUAUAAAGCUAUGGUCUCUGCCUACCUACUUCAACUUUAUGUACCCUGUACUAUAGUCUUGUUUAUCCCUACUCACUUUAUUGCAUUACGGUAUGGGGCUCAACUCAUCCAUCCAGAAAAGGGUGGUACAAAUUAUAUCAAGUAAGUACUUUUAACCCUCAUACUGAACCUAUAUUUAAGCAGUUGAAAAUUCUUAAUCUAUACAAUAUGUAUUGAUUUCAAAUAGGAAAGAUCAUGUUUUUGUUCAAGAUAGGCCAUCUUCCUGAUUUUUUUCUUACUUUUCUCACGCUGCUUAAGUAUAUGUUUGUUUGAGAGCCUGCAAUUGUUGUUGUUGUUUUAUGUGUGUGUGUCCUUUCCUUUUUAACCUUAAAUAUUUUGUACCUUAAUCAUGCCAUAGAACUGAUGCCACACUUCUGUAAAAUAUGAGGUGCCUGUAGCUCAUAUAAGCCCCUGGGUUUCCCUACGGGUUUCCUCGCCUCUUACUAAAUCUUCUGCUAUAUCAUAUUAAUGUAUAUAUAAUUCUUUUUUAUUUCUACUAGUGUAUCAUAAUUACAAAAUGGCAAAAUAAAAUAAAAGAUAAAAAAUGAAAAAACUUUAAAAAAUUGUAAUAAUGAAAUUCUUCAGCCAGCUUGUAAAUUGUCAUUUGAUUGGCCACCCUCUGUCAUUGUUACAUUUUGAUAUAUUUAUUCCAAAGGAUUUCCACCAAUGUGUCAUUUUGUUGGAAGAUGAGAUGUCAAUGGUGACAGAUAAAUGGGAAACAAUCAUCAUCAAGCGGAAAGUAUGGGCUCUGUAUGAGAAAAUGAGAGGAGUCGUGCUCAUGAUAUGACAUUUAUUAGAGGUAGAAUUGAAAGAGAAAGCUUCAGGUGUAUUUUCUAAAAUUCAGUUCAUGUGGAAACAUUUUAGAAUCGUUGUUGAAAAAAAUUCUUAAGAUGAUUUGCACAGUUACAUCUCAACGACAAGCUGUAAACAUCUGAUACGUACAGAAGGACUUAAACAAAUCAAACUUGGGAUCGUUUAAUGCGGCCAUUUUGUUACCUUGGCUUUCCGUUUUUAUAUUGUAAUAACAUUACAUGUUUAACGGUUUGGGUUUUUUUUCUCACCUCUAACAUUGUUUGAUUAGUUGAAGUACCGGUGUUAUUACGAGUGCAGUACUGCACAAAGGUCCUAAUUGAAAGAGGACAAUUUGGUUUUAUGAACUGUGUUGAUAAUGUGAGUUGGCCAAAGUGAAGAGAUUCAAAUGCUGACGUUUGAAGCGUUGGCCAUUCGUCAGAAAAAAUCCAAAUUCUUCGCUCUGACGAAGGGCUAACGUUCGAAACGUCAGGUUUAAAAUCCCGUUACUGUUGCCAAUUUACUUAUCCAACAUACAUAUAUAAAGACCCAAUCCAGCUCUGAAUCCUUUAAGUAAAAUUUGGAAAUUAGACGUGUUUUAUGCCACUUUCAGAAAUUGUUUGGUUUUUAUUCUUAUAAAUGCGUUCCUAUUUGUGGUUUGUCAUAAUUACUCGUUCGGUAGGUUCAGACAAAGGAAAAGAAAUCAAAUCAGUGUGUGAGGUUUGUCUUUGCUGAACUCCUAGCCGUGCAUUCAAGAUGAUACGUGGGUCUAAUUAUUCUAAUAGCAUUGACUUGCAUAACUGAGAAAUGAAGCUCUACUAUUUGCCUUGAAUUGUCGUGACUGAAAUUAAUAGAAUGACCCCUUUUUGCAAUGCAGCUUCCUGUACUGUAAAUAAAGACAUACGAGGAAGAACUACAGUGUCUCCUUAAACUUUAGAGAAACGGAUUUAGAAAUUUGCAGAGG